GUUUCGAUUAAGAACGAAUUUAGUUCACUUGCUUUUUAUUCUCUUUUCAUUUAGCAACAAGUUUAGUAAUUAACAAUAAUAAAAUCGGAAGGUGUCAAAAUUUAAGCCGUAGAUAGGAAAGUUCUUCUCUAGCAAAAACAUAAUAUGAAUACACUAAUUAGCAGAUUAGGAAAUAGGCAUUCCGUUAAACUUUCAUAAGUUGAUUUAUAUCUUCAGCAGCGUUUAGUCCGCUAAUGUUUGUUUCACUUAAAACAUGCACGUUAACGAGUUCUUAAGAAUUUUUUUCAUUGCAAUUUUUCUUAAACUAUUAAAUUGUGUAAAACUUAAGCGCGAUAGACGAUUUCUCAUAUUUCCGCGGCAGUCACCCACACGACAUCAGUUUAUUGGCGGCAUUGGUAUUCCGACUGAUUUAACUUAUGAAUCAUUAACUAUUGGUUAUGUGCUGAAAGCUGAAUUUUGGUUGCCGUGGAAUUCGACGGUAUUUUAUGAAAACCCUUAUCUACCACAAUAUAAAAAGAUAAGUUAUUCCCAAAGGCAUUUCAAACGCGAUAUAGAUCAUAAGACAACCUUGAGAUGGAAUAUCUAUCAAAAGCUAAUAGAAACGCUAAAUAGUUAUGGCUACAAAGGACAAGAAUGUAUUCUGAAAGCGAUAUGUGAAGCUAAUGCUGUUGCUUUUAGAAGAGACUAUAGCAUGUUCGAUGAAUUAAUGCACAUAUUCUUCAGUCCUUCAAGAUCUCGCGAUUUAAAAUCGGAGGAUUCGCAACAUUUCUUAGAAGCGGCAAAACUAGGCGGGGAAUCGGGGGAAACAUCUUGCGAACUUUACGAGUGUUCUCUUUCGUUGCUAGCAUUAAUUUCAACAAUUUUCUAAUUUAAAAUUUUCUUUUCGGUGCCUAUAAAUGGAUAUGCAGUCCAAUUACCGGAGUUCAAAUAAGGGCAAAAACAAAUGCCGUAAAAAUAUUAAAAAAAAUUUAACAAAAUGUGUUAAAUUCCAUGAGCGAGUUGAUGUUUUUAAAAUAAACGAUGCCUGGAAAUUACAAAUGUACCAAAGUGAUCUAAAGACGGAGGAGGAACAGGCAAAGCGACGUCUGCACCAACGGAAUUAUUAGAAAACAGAACUUGAAUAGAAAAAAAUCUUCUUUUUUUUGACGGGAAAGCAA
Glossina fuscipes is the source of this 1157-nucleotide messenger RNA. RefSeq lists its product as uncharacterized. Lineage: Eukaryota; Metazoa; Arthropoda; Insecta; Diptera; Glossinidae. Bases 254 to 868 code for a protein of 204 amino acids. The record is from RefSeq and is a predicted model, not a curated record. The transcript has 6 exons.